Molecule: messenger RNA, 813 nt
Organism: Kwoniella botswanensis
Lineage: Eukaryota; Fungi; Basidiomycota; Tremellomycetes; Tremellales; Cryptococcaceae
Exons: 2
Coding region: 1-813 (270 amino acids)
Source: RefSeq, a predicted model, not a curated record
AUGUCUUUGGAAAUGUCGAAUGGGCCUACACCUUACGCCUGGCUUCGAAAAGACCUGAUAUCCUCUGGUGACGCUUUAACAGAUACCGAUUGGCUGCCUGUACUAGACUACACCACUGCAGCUCGGUCGGGCACAACCUUCAUUGAAGAUCCUACCGAAAGGGCUAGACAUAACAGCCAAAUGCUUACUAAACUCGUAGCUAAUCAAUCAACUACACCGUAUAACGAACCGAGCCUGUACCUCGAUGGCCAGGCCCUUAAAGAGUAUCACAAAUACGUCAAAGGUAAAUUAUUCGCUUCAGCAGAUGAAUAUUUCAGUCUGUGGAAGGAUACACGAGAUGCAACCAGGCUAAACAAGUCAUUGCAAUCUGCUAGAAAUAAAGACGAGGCAUCUAAACAAGCUUGGUACAGCUUACAAUCUACUGAAUAUGAAUUACCUGUAUAUUCACCUUCGACGGUCCAAGGGUUCUUAUCUCUUAAAAGUGCAAGGGUCGAAAAGCGAAUGCCAACAUGGGAAGAAAUUGUUCAAGAAGGUGAGAUUGCUGCUUAUUUGUGCAAUUUGGCAGAGACUCGAGGUCAAUUGGAAGAUUUCCAUGCACUAUCGAGUAGCCAAAGGGUGUCGCACGUGCAUGAGCGAAUGAUCUUAUCAUUGGAUACUCAAGAUGGCAAUGCACCUGCACAACUAAAUUCUUUUGGGAUGGGUCAUCCGUUUGGGAUGUCAAGUGGCUUUGGAAAAGGAAACCCUUAUGCGGAGGGAGAUCCCUUCAGAGCAAGAAAAGCACUCACACAAUCUACUGUGAGGAAAGAUUUCUGA